Molecule: messenger RNA, 3462 nt
Organism: Parnassius mnemosyne (clouded apollo)
Lineage: Eukaryota; Metazoa; Arthropoda; Insecta; Lepidoptera; Papilionidae
Source: the annotation of a GenBank genome assembly
GACUUUGACGUGUGUCGUGGUGUUUGUUUUUUUUAGUAUUUUAGUACCUACGAUUUUUUGUUUAUUUUGGUUUGUGCCCUAGGUUUUUUAAGUUUUUUUUUUUAUAAAAAAAGAUUUCCUUAUUUAGUUUACUUUUUAAUGUUAUAAUUGGCGUAAGCAUUGUGUGGGGAUUGUUUUUUUUUUCUCAACAAAAGUAUGUGAGAAAAUACAGCAACAUAAAAGUUUUAUGAAGAUCAGAUUAAAACAAUGAAGGAGGAUAUUAGAAAACAGCUUGGAAAAAAACUAAAUAGAAACAAGUACUACUGUUGUACUUGUGAAAGAAAUAUAAUAGGCACUUCCUAUAAGUUUAAAUGUCAUAUAUACACACAUAACAAACUAAGUGCUCGUUUCACCUGUGAAUUUUGUUUAAAGCAGUUCUACCGAAGUGACACUUACAUCCGCCAUCUUAAAGUGCAUGAAUCGAAAAUGCACCAAGACACAAACGUAAAAUGUGCACAAAAGAUAUACAUUUGUGACGUUUGCAGCAAGAGUUAUAUGAACAAAAGUAACUUCAUCAAACAUUUUAGAGUCCACGACAGUACAUUUAGACCUCCACAUUCCCAAUUUUGUUGCAAAGUUUGCGGCAUAGAAUAUUGCGAAAAUCGCCUUCUAGUACGGCACAUAAGAAAAACGCAUUUCAAUUUUCAAGCCAAGGAAUCGCUGCAUGAAAAAAAACUGCCCAAUGAAACGUGGGUGGAGAAAGUAAUACAGAGUGAUGCUUACGUAGAAAUGACAAAAAUAACAGACAAUGUCAUUGCUAUCAAAAGGUGCAUACAGAUAAAUUCUGAGCACAAAAUAAAAGAAAACGGGAAUAGUAAGACAACAGAUAAUAAAGCAUUGUACCCUGAAGUCAAACAUUAUUCAGAAGUUGUUUGUAAUUAUUGUCAAAAGACAAUGUUGAAAAAGAGUCUUUUGAAUCAUAUUCGAGAGAAACAUCUGAAAGUGAGAAAAUUUAAAUGUGAUACUUGUAAUUAUAAAUUUAAUAGGCGGUAUCAGUGGAUUAAUCAUACAUGUGGACGGUACAAACAAAAACCUAGGAGAGAGCUAUAGCUUUAUUGUAAUUUGCAUGUUGAAUACUUAGUGAUAAAGUAAUAUCUACACAUUUUUUUAUCUAUUUUUGUGCCAAAUGUAGCUUAUUUAUAUAGGAAAAAAUAUACAAUUGUAUGCAUGUACGGCAAAAUCAAAGUCAUUAUUGUAAUCAGGAGUGCAUUCAAAUAAUUUUUACAAACUUAUAACUUAUACAAACAUACUCCAGCCGUCAAAAAAAAUGUAUAGAUGUAUUUCAUUCUUGGACUAUUAGCAUUAUUUUUAAGUUAGUAUGUACGACAAACAAUGACACAGUCUAUCUUUUCGAAAGUUGACGCUGUGGUCCUUUAACACCUAUAUUCAUCGUAUAAUAGCAACAUUAUGUUGCUAUUUUAAAUGAGGCAUAACACUGCUGUGUUCCGUAGAGUGAGUGACAUUAAUCGGAUAAACAUUUUACUGGUAAUGCAUUUCAUCUUAGUCCUCAGUCGUGGUAGCUAAGCGCUCACUGUAAAAUUCACAGUACGGGAGCAACCCGGAUUCGAUCCCGGCGGCACCAAUGCACUUGUUAAUUGCAAUUUUAUGUACUGAUUUAUCACUCGCAUGACGGUAAAGGAAAACGUGAGAUAACAAGUGAAACGUCACCGUCUUCACAAAAUUUGACAUCUGCUGUCAAAAAAUCUUGAAAGAAAAAUAUAUACAUAUUGUAGGUUGUCAUAAUUUGUUGACAAAGAUAACAAAAUAAUAUAUUUACUCAAAAAGUACUUCAAGUGUCAGAUUUUAAAUUGUUAGUACAUGAUAAUAUUCUAUAAUUAUCCAUAAUUCGUAUGAUUAUGUAUAGUAUUAUUUUUGACGGUAUUUUUACUGCAAUUAUGCUUUGAUUUAUUUUAUUAAACCUUAAAGUCAAUGGUUGUGACUAUGUCAUUUACAGUAUGUAUGUAGCUAUGUAAGCUAUGUAGUAGUAAUGUAAGCUUUACGUCUAAUUUUUAGAUGCUAAAGAGGUUUUCUUUUUUUGAUGUUGAUAAAGUGUUAACAAACUGUAAAGAUGCAUGAUGCACAUCUAUAAUACAAAAUUUUAUGUAUUUGUGUGUGAAAUCGUAUAAAUAUUAGACUGAAUAUUAAAAGUGCCUUCCAUUAAAAAAUACCUAUCAUUCAUUUUAAUAUUUAAUGACAUGCAUUUUUUGGAGUUUAUGGAAAUAAAAACAUUGCAAAAAUAUUCUAAUAAUUAUAUUUCUUUGGUCUCUAUUAAAUAUGAGAGUAGAAAUAUGCUGUUUUCACAUGAUCAUACACGUGAGAUAAUAUAUAGAAAAAAAUAUACUAUUUAAGAGUUUAAUUUCUUAGGUUAAAAUCGAUAUUAUUAUAUAAAAUAUUGCAUAUCUUGCGAUAUUAAAUCAUUUACUAUACAUUAGUAUAUUUGUGCCUUUUACAUAUUAAAUAUAGUGUUAUUUUUUUUAUACUGUUGUUAUAUAAAUUAAAUGUACCAUGUUAUAGUAACCUUAAAUGUUAUGAAUAAAAUUACUUAUUGACGGAGUUGUUAAUUUUUUAAUUAUUUUGCGGCCUAAUGAGUUCUUUUAUCUACCGACUUCAAAAAGGAGACGGUACUCAAUUCGACUGUAUGUUUUUCUUUUCUUUUUUUAUGUGUGUUACCUCGUCACUUUUUUCUGCAUGAACCGAUUUCGAUGAUUCUUUUUUAUUUGAAAGCUGGUGAUUCUCAUGUGGUCCCAUAUAAAUUUGAUCAAGGUCUGACUAAUAGUUUUUGAGCUAUUCUUAAUCAUUUAUAUGGAAGUUGGUUGUAAAAAAUUCUAAUUUUGAAUUACUAUUUAAGUAAUACCUACUUAACACCUAUCAAGAAUUAAAUCUGUCUAUUGAUCUCUCUGUAGCCAACAUGGACGUAUAAAUAAGGAUAUUUUACCUUAUUUAUACGUCCAUGGUAGCCAAGAGCAUUAUUUCGAUUUCGUGCGGGGUUUACAUCACAUAUUCCGUAAAGCUUAAAGACACGGACGCUGGAAGGAUUAUUAUAAUGAAGGUACAUCUGUAUCUAUAUUAAACAAUAAUUAGUGCGGUUACCAGUGAUAACGUAGGGAUGAGACGUGGGCCUUCCCUGCUGGUGGUAUGAAUAAGCUCAAGGUCGCAUAGCAAGUUAUGGGAGGGAUAUGCUCGGAGUUUCGCCGUGUAUUCGAAAUGAUCCGUGUGUCCAUGAAUCCGAAAUGAGCAUAUAAUAAUAAUAAUAAUAAUAUUUAUUGUUUCUCACAUAACUCAUACAUACAUAAAUCAUAUUGAAACUCUGUAGCCCGUGGUAGUUGAAAACUGUGUUACAGGCUACAGCGUCUUCCCCGUUUUCAGAGACACAUUUUUGUAAUGUGGCAAACCAGCAAACAAUAUAAAUCUUAUAUAAAAUUU